Messenger RNA from Peniophora sp. CBMAI 1063, 402 nucleotides. Lineage: Eukaryota; Fungi; Basidiomycota; Agaricomycetes; Russulales; Peniophoraceae. The record is from the annotation of a GenBank genome assembly.
AUGGGCUUGAACUCUAUCUCCUGGGGCCACUACGACACAACAAACAAGCCUGGCCUCCCCUGCCCCAUCACACCCGUUGACCAGUAUACUGGAGCCCAGCUGUGGUCUGAGGAGUUGGGAAUACAGGUUCAAGCCCCACCCCGCGCUACGGUUCUCAUCUUGUCGGCCUGCGUCAAGCACGGCAAUACGCCCAUGGGCCCUGACGACGUCCGGUUCUCUAUCACACAGUAUGCGGUUGGUGGUAUUUGGGCAUGGGCUCCGUAUGGCUUCAAGCCUUUGCCAAAGAAGGCAGUGGACAGGGAGAGGCUUCAUAAGGCGGCGAACGUUUCACCUGGGUCCCAGCUUGAGGCUCAGCUCACCCUACUCUCGCGCCACAAUAAAUUGAACACCAAUUGUGAAUGA